This is a messenger RNA of Vicia villosa (hairy vetch), 714 nucleotides long. RefSeq lists its product as uncharacterized. The transcript has a single exon. Bases 1 to 714 code for a protein of 237 amino acids. The record is from RefSeq and is a predicted model, not a curated record. NCBI's taxonomy places the organism in Eukaryota, Viridiplantae, Streptophyta, Magnoliopsida, Fabales, Fabaceae.
AUGCAAGCUAAAAGGGGUCUUAGGAAAGGGGAUCCUCUAUCCCCAAUGCUUUUUGUAAUUGUGAUGGAAUAUUUACAUAGAAAGCUGGCUGAGUUGAAAAACAUCACCAAUUUUAAGUAUCAUAGCAACUGUGCGAAACUGAACAUAAUAGACAUUAGCUUUGCUGAUGAUCUUUUAUUAUUCACAAGAGGUAAUGUGAACUCUGUGCAAUUACUUAUGGAUAGGUUUCAUGAGUUCUCUAAAGCUACAUGUCUGUAUGUCAACCCUACGAAAUGCAAACUUUAUUGUGGAGGGAUGAAUAGUAGUGCUAUGAAUCAGAUUACUGAAAUCACUGGAUUUGGUAUUGGUGAGCCGCCUUUCAGAUAUCAUGGGAUACCAUUGAGCAACAAAAAAUUAACUGUUAAUCAAUGUAUGACCUUGGUGGAUAGAAUAGGUGCCUGUAUUAAGCAUUGGAGCUCUCACCUCCUUAGUUACUCGGGAAGAAUCCAAGUUAUCAACAACGUGAUGUUUAGCACAACAAAUUAUUGGUUGCAGUGUAUUCCUCUCCCAAAGGAGGUAACUAGAAGGCUGACAGCUUUAUGCAGAACCUUCCUCUGGACUGGUAAAGGCUGUGUGACUAGGAAAACUACUAUUGCUUGGAGCAAAAUUUGCGAACCAAAAUCUCAAGGUGGUAUGAAUGUGAUUGAUCUGGAUAAAUGGAAUGGAGCUUUAUGA